AUGUGUCAGAAGGUCGAAACAGUAUGCUGCCAUUGUGGUGAGCUUCUCUUCGAGUACUUCAUUGCUUGCAAUGCAUGGCGUGUCGAUGCAAGACAAGCAAGCGACGAAAAUGAACCCCUUCCACUCGCAUCUCAGUGCGAAUAUCCCAAGGAGAAGGAAAUCCAGCCUUUGCUGUCAGGAUGCCCCAACAACGAUUCCUGCCCUUAUUGGUUUGCAAACCUGUUCCGGGGUUAUGGUGAAGCUGCUAACAAGACCCUACAAGUCAGGCAGUUCCGCGAUCAAGUUGCCCAAGAGAAGUACAGCGAAUGGAAGGAGGACUUUGCUCGUAAGUACUUCGUCAAGAAGCCAAUUCUGCCUCGACAGGAACCGGAUGGCUUUUGGUAUAUGGUCUUAAAUGAUUUUCUCUCGGGAAUUGAAUCUGUCGAGCCUAUCUCUAUCGUUUUCUCUUUUGAUGGAGGCCAGACUGCUUUCGAGGCUCUUGAGGAUGCUGUGCAGUCCGAAGCCCAGCAGAAUACCCUUCUGUAA
This is a messenger RNA of Fusarium venenatum, 525 nucleotides long. RefSeq lists its product as uncharacterized. NCBI's taxonomy places the organism in Eukaryota, Fungi, Ascomycota, Sordariomycetes, Hypocreales, Nectriaceae. The record is from RefSeq and is a predicted model, not a curated record.